Ornithodoros turicata is the source of this 3306-nucleotide messenger RNA. RefSeq names its product tyramine receptor 1-like. The record is from RefSeq and is a predicted model, not a curated record. The transcript is spliced from 4 exons. Gene Ontology annotation, cellular component: plasma membrane. Gene Ontology annotation, biological process: adenylate cyclase-activating adrenergic receptor signaling pathway. Lineage: Eukaryota; Metazoa; Arthropoda; Arachnida; Ixodida; Argasidae. Gene Ontology annotation, molecular function: octopamine receptor activity. Bases 591 to 1820 code for a protein of 409 amino acids.
CAUCGGUCGCGUGUGGGAGACGCUCUGGCCCGCCGUUGACAUAGAACUCUGCAUGCAUUCUUUGGAUUGCUGACGACAGUAACGCUCAUGCCAGUGUGCAAACUGCAAGCGUGAAUUUUGUGACGGGCUGUUCGGAACACUGGGUCACGGACUGCAUUCCCCUCUCCCAAGAACAACGCAGCGCACAUUCUGACGACAGACAAGCUACGAGGGUAUCCCCUACGCCAGAGUACGUCGCUAACUUCGAAAGAGAGAACCACUGCAUCAUCUUCGUAAUGACAACAACAUGAAUGGCAGCGAGCGGUUGCCUGCUGAAGACAGUCGACCAAAACCAAGAAGGUCCAAAUGUUCUUGUUCACCGAGGGAGGAAAACGUCAAAGAAGGAGUCCUCGCCAUGGCAAUUCGCUUGAUAGCUAUCUCUACUGGGCCCGUCGUCUCCCCGUGCCAGAAAGGAAGACACUGGACGAGUACCACUCGCGUAUCAGCGUGGACCCAUUCACGGAAGACCUGCAGAGUUCGCUGAUCAACGCUUCCUUCAGACAGACAGCUUACAUCUAAGACUGUGUGUCUAGCGAAAGAAGCGUCGUGGAAUGAGCCCCUUGCGAGGUGGAAGCGCAGUGCCGCUUCCCGACAUGGCUGCGUCAGCUGUGUCCCCCGUAUUUCCUUGGCCUGCCGUGCCCACGCCCGCAGAGGACAUGGAAGUGGUGAACGCGACGGGGUUCCCCGGACUCGCCAUGUCCGUUCAGGAAGCCAUCGUCACUGCUGUCACCUUGAGCAUCAUCACCGCGUUCACCGUCGUCGGUAACGUCCUGGUGAUCGCGUCCGUCUUCACUCAUCGACCCUUGCGUACAGCCCAAAACAUAUUCCUCGUCUCGCUGGCGGUCGCCGACAUCGCUGUAGCGCUUCUUGUGAUGCCAUUCAACGUAGCUUACUCCCUGCUCGGCCGCUGGUUGUUUGGUCUUCACCUGUGCGAGCUGUGGCUCACCUGUGAUGUCCUCUGCUGCACCGCCUCCAUCCUGAAUCUGUGCGCCAUUGCUCUCGACCGUUACUGGGCGAUACACGACCCAAUCAACUACGCGCAAAAACGAACGCUUCGUCGGGUCCUGUUCGCCAUCGUCCUGGUGUGGAUCAUCAGUGCGCUUAUUUCGGUACCACCACUUAUCGGAUGGAAUGACUGGCCCGAACAGUUCGACGACACGUCGCCUUGCCGUCUCACUCGGGAACGUGGCUAUGUGUUAUACUCCGCUGCGGGCUCUUUCUUCAUUCCGCUCGUCAUCAUGAGCAUCGUGUACCUCAAGAUAUUCCUGGCCACACGUAGAAGACUUCGCGAGCGGGCUGGUGCUGCGGCGAGAGUACCCUGUAGGAAGGAACUGGCGGUACCUCUGGAGCGGAUCCCGUCCUCUUCAGACGCCAGUACGAAAGAGGAUCACCCAGUUCUUGCGAAACGGACGUCCCUAACAGAGACGACGGUGUCGCUCGAGAGGGGGGGUUCCCUGAACGGCCGGCCUCCCGUUGUGAAAGUGUCCUUGUGCUGGGAGCAGCGGCAGCGGAUAUCUCUAUCUCGAGAGCGAAGGGCUGCUCGUGUCCUCGGUGUCGUUAUGGGGGUAUUCGUCCUGUGUUGGCUGCCUUUCUUCCUAAUGUACGUCAUUCUUCCCUUCUGCGGCGACCAGUGUCCUGUGUCUGAAGAGGCCGUCAACUUUGUCACGUGGCUGGGCUACGCUAACUCUGCCCUGAACCCUGUGAUCUACACUGUGUUCAACAUAGACUUCCGAAAAGCCUUCCGCAAACUACUCUGCGGGGUGCGACGGACUCAGAUAUGAAGCGAGAGGCAACGCUACCGCCUGCCCAAUGGCAUACUGUGCGUGUGUGUUGUCUCCGCACACAGGGUGACCCAAAUUAAUGCUAGUCUACUUUUCUUUAUUAGUUAGAGGCUGUUGUAAUUUACUUUGUACUCAGCAGAACUAGGCAGAAUUAUUCAGCGGCAAACUGGCUUAUGAUGGUCGCACGAUGUCACCUAAAUUGUCUUUUUGAACACCGCAGGUUCUACUUGUCGACCUCAAGUCGCGAUGCCGAGUAAAGACUAUACUGCUUUGCGCAAAAUUUAUACUUGGAAAGAUUAUAUUUCUGACGAUCAAGCUCUUGCAGCUUUGUAUGCGGUUACGUAUUCCACUGACACGUCUUAUGAUGUCGCAAAUAAGACCCUCCUUAGACCAGCAUUUAUUUGAACAACCUUGUCUAGUUAAAUUAUCUAAAGGGGCAGUGAAAGAUACCUCCAUAAUUUUUGGUCUCGUUUUUGGCUGCGGCGAGUUAGACGAAAAGAACCAUGCAGUGUUCUUGCAUAAAAACAAUGAUCACAGCUGACCUGUAGCACGCGACAGAACUCCUUGAAAACCCUCAACUCAUUCAGAGAGACUGUAAGAGAAUGAGGGAUGGUGACAUCACUCCGUAACGCGGAGAGGACAUGACGGGAGUGUCGGUCCUGUGACUCACUCAAGACUGCUCGGUACGCUGCUUCUACGUCACGCAGUACUGGCCGGCCUGCAGGGUCACGUCGCCCCACAACAAAGCUGAUUUUUAGGGAGUUUUCGUAAAUUGAGUUGCGCAAUGAGGAGACAGAGCUCCCCAUUUUGCAUGGUUGCUUAUGACAUAGACUGGAUGAUGGCUUAAGCCGAGUUUUGAGAUAUCGUAGCUGUCAUUUCACUGCUCCUUUAAUGAAAGACUCAGUUGAACAACGAUCAGAGCCCAUGAAAUAGGAAUUGUAAGCUUGAGACACAAUCUCCGUAUUAUUUUUUUCCGAUUCGUUCAAAUCCAGGUUUCGCAAUGGUUAGCAACAUGACGAAUCGUCUCUCGAACGUUUUAACCAGUCUGUGGAGGAGCAUUUUGCUUCUGUUCGACCACUCUGUACAUACAGACUCGUGUACAUAUAAUCUCUUUCAAUAACGCACGACAUGUUUUUCGCAAGUAACGUCAGUGCGGUGCUAUACAUUUCACUGGCAACCCAGUGCUCGUUUUUCUUUCAUUGCCUACUGCAACGAUUCAAAAGGCACGCCAGAGACUGGAGAUGGUGGCUGCUGACGUUCUUGCUCCAGCUAUUGGGGGGGGGGUGAUAUAUUUAUUAGACGAAAGGGAAAAAACAGGGGAAAGGUCAGCCAAACGGCUCCAGCUGUGGCUGUGAUCUUGAUGACAGCAAUAGCAGCGGCACGUUAACUCACGUCAGCUGAAAACAUUCACUGCUAUUCUAUGGUUCUGGCAUCAGUGUGGCAAAAUAGCAGAUAUCGUGUCGUGCGUAAGGUUUCAUUCGUUCUU